Calidris pugnax (ruff) is the source of this 4521-nucleotide messenger RNA. Its product is annotated as phosphatidylserine decarboxylase proenzyme. The transcript is spliced from 7 exons. The record is from RefSeq and is a predicted model, not a curated record. Gene Ontology annotation, biological process: phosphatidylethanolamine biosynthetic process. Bases 660 to 1931 code for a protein of 423 amino acids. Gene Ontology annotation, molecular function: phosphatidylserine decarboxylase activity. Gene Ontology annotation, cellular component: mitochondrion. NCBI's taxonomy places the organism in Eukaryota, Metazoa, Chordata, Aves, Charadriiformes, Scolopacidae.
CUGGUGGCUAGCACGGGUGGUAAAACAGAAGGACAUUUUCUUCUUUUUAAGCUGGCCAUUAAGAGCAGGAAAGGAUUUUUGGUGCCCAGGAGUCCAGAACUCUUUUAGCAGCAGCUGCUGCAGUGCAGAAUCGAAGCUGGGAAUUAUCUCCUCCUCUUCUCCGCCCCUCUCCUCCUCCUCCUCCUCCUCCUCCUCCCAACCUGGGAUUCAGACAGGCUGUGGGUUAGCUGUGCCAGGCCGGCCGGCUGCUCCUCGGACUGUGGCGCGUUGCUGCCCGGCAGCCUGAGACUGUGGGGUGUUUUUUGGAGGGUUGAGUUUCAAUGGCCACCCCGACUAGCGAGAAGCAAGGACUGCUCAUACAGACAGCUCGUUUUUAUCGCGUGCAGAGUCGGCUCUGUAGUGGGAUGUUGAAAUAUGACACGAUGCCUGUUUGUUUGCAAUAGCUGCAACCCUCGUAGCAGAGAGUCAAGUGGGAAACAGAGGGGGAAUCCAGAGACAAACCCGCGAGGGAAUUAGGAACUGUGACGCCGUCCCCUCUCUCCUGUGCCGGAGCAAGCAAAGAGAGGUAGAGGAAAAAAAGACUGAGCCUUGCAACCAGCCGUCACCCUGACGAUGUGUCAGUCAAACACCCUGCAGGGACCAGAUCUGCACACAGGGAAAUGGUGAGAUGCUAUAAAGCUUUAUCUAACCCUCCACCCUCUUGCUACAACCUCCACAAAGUUAAAAUUCAUGUCCGGAGGCUGCGUUCAGGGACCGGCGGCAGCAGCAGCUGUGCCGGGGACCAGCACCCACAACUGGAGAGCCCAGGCCCGGCUGGCUCUGCUGGGGGUACACCAAACAGGAGAACUCGUUUCAGGUUGCAAUUCCCCCAGCUGGCCCUGCGGCGAAGGUUGGGCCAGCUAAGCUGUAUGUCUAGGCCUGCUCUGAAACUCCGUUCUUGGCCUCUGACUAUUCUCUAUUACCUUCUGCCUUUCGGUGCUCUUAAACCCUUGACCAGAGUGGGAUGGAGGCCUAUGAGCAGGGUCGCCCUGUACAAAUCGGUACCAACUCGCCUGCUCUCACGAGCCUGGGGUCGCCUGAACCAGGUGGAGCUGCCCACAUGGCUCCGCAAGCCCGUGUACAGCCUGUACAUCUGGACCUUUGGGGUGAACAUGAAGGAGGCGGCUGUUGAAGAUCUGCAUCACUACAGAAACCUCAGCGAGUUCUUCCGCAGGAAGCUGAAACCACAGGCACGGCCGGUCUGCUGCCUGCACAGCGUGAUUAGUCCCUCUGAUGGAAAGAUCCUUAAUUUUGGACAGGUGAAAAACUGUGAAGUAGAGCAAGUAAAAGGGGUUACUUAUUCUCUGGAGUCUUUCCUGGGACCUCGCAUCUGCACAGAGGAACUGCAUUUUAGCCAGGCCCCACCUGGUAACUCCUUUCAGCAACAACUGGUCACAAAGGAGGGCAAUGAGCUCUAUCACUGUGUCAUCUACCUGGCGCCAGGGGAUUAUCACUGCUUCCACUCACCCACCGACUGGAGAGUGUCACACCGACGGCACUUCCCAGGUUCCCUGAUGUCUGUGAAUCCUGGAGUUGCCCGCUGGAUCAAGGAGCUGUUCUGCCACAAUGAACGGGUUGUCCUUACGGGUGACUGGAAACACGGCUUUUUCUCCUUAACAGCUGUGGGAGCAACAAACGUGGGCUCCAUCCGUAUCUACUUCGACCGGGACCUGCACACCAACAGUCCACGCUACUCUAAAGGUUCCUACAAUGACUUCAGCUUCAUAACCAACAACAACAAGGAGGGAAUCCCCAUGAGGAAAGGGGAACAUUUAGGAGAAUUUAACUUAGGCUCCACGAUCGUACUGAUCUUUGAGGCACCCAAGGACUUCAAAUUCCACCUCAAAGCCGGACAGAAAAUCCGCUUUGGCGAAGCACUGGGCUCUCUAUAGAAACUCUCUCAGCAAGAACCUUUUCUAUACAAAGGGACUCUUAUCACACCACUGAGUGUUUCACUUCACAAGUUAUGUAUCACUCAGCAGGACCUGGGUGAGGAAAACAGAAGAUGUCAUUGCUAUAUUAAACUUGAGAGUAUUUGGUCUCCGUGUCCAUGCUGCUGAACGCAGAAAGAGAACUGAAAGAUCAUGUAUGUAUCAGGUACAGCUGCCUUUAAAGAUGUUGAAUAUGGAGGUUUCUGUCCCACCCUGUGCCUGUAGUCAGUCUUUCAUGUUCUCCCCUCACUGUGCCACAGGAUAAUUAUGUUCUUAGAGCCUGCAGGUCCCUUUUUAAGCCUUCCCAGGCUGUGCAGGGCAGAGGUGGAGAUUGGCUGUAUUUAAAGGGACACAGGCUGAAUCAGUCACUGCACCUUACAGCCCCAAUAUCUGUUUUUCAGACCUUGAGUAAAGAAUGUGUUCUCAUAUUUAUUUUAUUCUAAGAGCCCCUGCUGAGGUUCUUAUAUAAAGGCAGUCUGUGAAUGUUUAAUGCGCUUUACAUAUUAAAUGGGCUAAUACAGAUUCACACUCCAAACUGAGCAAAAUGUACCAGAGACAGCAUCUGUACGAUAAAUGACACACACAGCUUUUCUACUUUAAUUAUUUUACCUGACACUGUCCUUCAAAAACAGACUCUGCACUGUAUUUUAAACCUGAAAACAUUGUGUCUACAUUCCAUGUGAUGAAACUGGUCAUCCUGGGAUUGUCUUUAAAAAAAAAAAAAAAGGCUGACAAAGCUGUGUGUCCUGUUCCUUAUCCAUGGUUUUAUCCUGCUAUUCCAGGCCUUAAAAGAUUUUGUUUGUAAUAGAGACAGUUACUUCACCUCUUGAAUUAAGGGGUUAGAAGACAUAGGGAAUGUUUUCCUUUGUGGGAUGCAAUGAGAUGGCAGCCAAAAUAGAUUUUGACUUGCUGGUAUGUAUCUAUUUUCUUUGUUGCUUUGUCACUAAAUUCUUGAAGAAUUAAUUCCUCUAUUUACAGAACAGUUUCAGAUACUUCAGGACCAAUUUUUAUGGCACAGAGUGAAAUGCCCUAUGCACUGACUGUGUAUAAAACUUACGGAUCUUGGAAGCAAUCCCAAGUUGCCUCCCAGGUGCCAACCUGGCCCUCCUAUAGCAGACUGGCAACAAUUUCAUCUUAUUUAAAAGAUAAAAAAACCCCUGCUCUGACUUCUGCCCCUGUACAUAACACUAGGAUUGUGCUGGGGGCUGAAAGCUCUAUGCUGAAGCUUCAUCCUACAGCAAAACUUUUGAGCUUCUUUUUAGCUUCAUGUCAAUAAUUAAAGUCUUAACACCUUGGAUUUGUUGGAUGUGGCACUACACGGCACUGACAGAAACUGGUGCCAAAGUGAAGGCAGUUUUAAGUUUUGAAUUAAGUUUUAAAGCAAUGUAUCAAUUGUUUUUAGAGAAUAAACUGUUUCAAGACCAGGCACUCAAACAUUUAGAACUGACUUUGCUGUCCAGAGCUUGUUGGAGUGGAUAUGCUUAUGAAACCUGCCUUUCUGCUCUGCUCUCUGAAAGAUUUCUCAUAUUAUUUCCUUGCUUGAGCCUUGGGUGUUUUUUUUCUGCUACUGCAAGGAGAUGGUAGGCUUUGACCAGCUCUGAUUUCCUAAAGAAAAACUUUAUCUUCUUUGUAUGCACUGCAGAAAAUAGAAUAUAAUUUUGUUGUACAAAUGUCCAGUUUGCCAAGUCCUGUAUGCUUAGCUUGUCAUUGGGAAAGAAGGGAUGAUAAACUGCCUGUAAGUGACGUAGCCCAGCCAUGACUCAGGUGAUAAUGGCUGUUGGGGUGACAAGCAGGAGGAAAUUCAUUUGGCUCCAAGAGUCAAUGUUUCCCCACUUUACACAGUGGAGGAGUUUGAAAGCUUGAAGUGGCUCAGCCACCUUUCUUGUAAAACUUCUUGGCAUUAGCAAGUUCACUCCUGCAGCAGUAUAUUACCAUAUAGAGAUUAUAGAAACCUGCACUUUUUUUAAACCAUUAAGAGUGAGAAUAGAUGAAGGCAAACAUCAACCCCAAGAGGAAAAAGCUGUGACUAGACUUUUGACUAAACUUCAAUGUCACCUUAACAGCAGAAACAAAUUUGUUCCAGUGGAUGAGAGAAAAGACUGAACCUUUCCCCCCUUUUCCACUGGGGCCUGUUGUGUCCAGACGCAGCCAAAGCAACUUCAAGCUUUAAUUUCUUCCUACCCAGCAUCAUCAUCCACAGUAUCUGAAGGUCACUGUUAGCCUAGUAACAGAGGAGAGGUUACCCGAUGUUUGCUUUAUCAGAAAUCUGAGGAGGAGAGGAUUCAGCAUGUAAGUGGAUGGUUUUGUGAUGGUCUUAAUACUGUGCAGAGCUAGCUGAUUAACAAACAUUAAUUUGUUACGCAGUGGAAGUGAAAGCAGAGUUCCUAGAGGGUACUGAUAAUGCUGUGAAUUUCUCCUGCACGGAGAAUCCAUUUAAUUCAACUGUAUCAGUAGCAUGGUAUUUUUGUACGUCAAAGUGUAUGACUUACUGACAUGAACUCAUUUAAUUGCAAACAUUUUGAAAUAAAGAGUCUUAUUGGUGUUGCUUAUC